CGACGCAGAUGUGUCCUGUGAGACAGAGAGACUGCGAUCAGAGAGAAGGCACCACCGACUCUGUCCACCGGCUGGCCCACGUGCAGACAGACCAACAGCUAUACACCCACAGACCAGCACGACACUCACUUAUCCAUCUGACUUAGUCUUGUUCGUCACUCUCUGUACACGAGCAGCCCCCUCCUCACUUCAUCACCAAAACGACUGUGUCCAUCAAGACUCUCACUCUCGCUCUCACACCCGCCCCAAUGUUGGAGAAGCGAUGCACAGCGCAAAACAAUGUGUCUUGAGGUGGUCGUGAUUCGUCAAGCGGCAGCAGGUCAGACAAGAGGGGAGAGACGACCUCGAUCCCUCCCCAUUCGCGUCACCCACGCCUACUACACGAAUCAACGGCCACAACACGACACAAACAUCUUCGAGAGAAACAACCAGCAGCGACAGCAGCAGAAAGUGAGAACAGGCUCCUGCCCCACGCCUGACUGCCCUUCCAUUGUCUCAUGCACUCUCCUCCGCCGCUUCCUCUUCAGCCAUGCCGCUGCCACACCCAACGUGCCACAUCGUCUUCACACAGAACGCCUCAGCCCUCGUCCAGUGCCACAGGGUGCCGGCAACGCAUCCGCUGAUGCACUUGGCGAGGUUGGUGUACACCCGGCCGAUACCGAGGGCAGCAUUGCCAAGCAGCAGGAAGGUCAGCGCCCACGCCCGAUGCCGGUCCCAAAAAUGAUAGAAGACCGUCAGACACAAGACGCCGAACAAGAUGAAAUGCGCCUCCCGACGCCAGCCAAGAUGCUGGAGAUACGCAAUACACACAGACAGGCAACGUGGUGGCAUCAGAGACGCAUGUGUCCUUCUCUUCACCCGUCCGCCGCCCAUUUGGUUCUGAUCUUCCGCCUCAGUCUCCAUCUCCUGGUCAUGGCCCUCGCGCCGCAUGGCCGUCACAAAGCGGUCCCGCCUGUCAGGAAUGAUGCCGCCCGUUGAGCCGUCGAUGUGGAAGGCGACAAGGGUGGCCGCCAUCGUCCCACUAAUGCGAUAGACGUCAGGUCGCUCGUCAGCCGCGAGUUCCCCGGCAGUUACCUUCUGCAAUGCGCUCUCCAGCUUGACGUAGAUCUGGCCCAUGGUGGGCUGAUGCACAAGGCACCGAAAAGACCUGGAGCAAUGCAACCACGGGCACACACAGAUAACACACAGACGAAGUGCGUGAGUGUGAUGAUUGGCUUCGUUCUCACCUUCAGUCGUUGUCAGCUGACGUGUGAGUUCCAAGAGUGUGCAUCGUCGAGAGAGUGCGGCGCAUCAGGCUGUGAAGCGUUGCGUGAUCUUCCCUUGACGACAUCGAGCACGCAACGCAAAAAGGGACCAAACGUG
Vitrella brassicaformis is the source of this 1362-nucleotide messenger RNA. The record is from the annotation of a GenBank genome assembly. Lineage: Eukaryota; Vitrellaceae.